CUGACGUCACCACUCACCCUUUCUCCUUUAUUAACGCCGUCUUCCCAUACCGCAUUCCAGAGGUCCAUCGAGAUUGGAAAACUGAAGUGAACAAUGAGCGACGACGAGAGAAAAAAUGAAUCGCCGGCGACACCUCCGGAGGACGAAGAUUUGGCCUCCGCCGACUCCCCCCAGCAGAUCUCAGCUGCGCUGCAUGCCGCCGCCUCAGCGUCACCCGAGAACGUUGACGACGACGACGACGAUUUCGAGUUCGCCUUCAUGGUAGGGAACUCAGAAACCCACCCGUCAAUUACAGCCGACGAAAUUUUCUCCGAAGGCCGAAUCCGCCCCGUCUAUCCCGUCUUCAACCGCGGUCUACUCCUCGCCGACGAUGUGGAGAAAUCAUGUCGGCAGCCCCUUCUCCAGCUCCUAAUCGAGGAUCGCGACGCAUCGAUUUCUCAUGAUUCUUCGUCUUUAGGGCACGAUCUGGAAGGAAUCCCGGCUGCUAGUUACUGCGUUUGGAAGCCAGGGUCGGCGCAUUCGCCGGGUACGGUACCGAAAAGUUCCUCGACGGGAUCAUCUCGGCGACGUCGGAUAAGGGAUUUUGUCGUCGGUCGGAGCCAUAGCGAUGGGAAGGAGAAGUUUAUGUUUCUCGCGGCGGAGGGGAAGAGAUCGAUAGAGAAGGAAAUGACAGCGAACGAAGGGAAGAGGAAGGGAAAGGAGAAGAAGGCGACGGAAUUGGAUUUGUUAACUGCUCAUCGGAUUUUCUACGGCCAUAGCGGUAACGGAUCGACGGCGAAAAGCGGCCACGCCACCGGCCGGAAGUCGUAUUUGCCGUAUAAACCUGAAAUCGUGGGAUUCUUCGCCAGAGUGAAUGGGAUCAGCCGGGCGCACCAUCCAUUUUAGGGCAUUUUCUUUUCUUUAUUAUUUUUUUCUUUUUUAUUUUUUGCCUUAAACCUUUUCUAAACCUAGGUUAUCUGUAGCUCGUGGAGCAUAUAAGCUCUAUUUAUUUUGUAAUUAGGCUAAUUGAGUUUUUUUUUUAAUUCUCUGUAAAUAUUUGUUGUUGGA
Messenger RNA from Dendrobium catenatum, 1047 nucleotides. RefSeq lists its product as uncharacterized. The record is from RefSeq and is a predicted model, not a curated record. NCBI's taxonomy places the organism in Eukaryota, Viridiplantae, Streptophyta, Magnoliopsida, Asparagales, Orchidaceae. Bases 94 to 885 code for a protein of 263 amino acids. The transcript has a single exon.